Molecule: messenger RNA, 1917 nt
Organism: Canis lupus familiaris (dog)
Lineage: Eukaryota; Metazoa; Chordata; Mammalia; Carnivora; Canidae
Product: basic proline-rich protein-like
Exons: 4
Coding region: 1-1917 (638 amino acids)
Source: RefSeq, a predicted model, not a curated record
AUGUCGCUUCUUCUGGCCGCCGCCGCCGCCGCCGCCGCCUCAGCCCACGGGCGGGAGGAGAGCCCUCGCCUCGCGGAACAUGCCGAGGGCCUCGGGCGCCGCCGGCCGUCAACGCACCCUUGGCGGACCCCCCCCCCGCCCCAGCGCACCCUUGGCGGAACCCCCCCGCCCCAGCGCAGCCUUGGCGGAACCCCCCGCGCCCCGGCGCACCCUUGGCGGACCCCCCCCGCCCCAGCGCACCCUUGGCGGAACCCCCCCGCCCCAGCGCACCCUUGGCGGAACCCCCCCCCGCCCCAGCGCACCCUUGGCGGACCCCCCCCGCCCCAGCGCACCCUUGGCGGACCCCCCCCGCGCCCCAGCGCACCCUUGGCGGACCCCCCCCCGCCCUUGUGCACCCUUGGCGGAACCCCCCCGCCCCAGCGCACCCUUGGCGGAACCCCCCCGCCCCAGCGCACCCUUGGCGGAACCCCCCCGCCCCAGCGCACCCUUGGCGGACCCCCCCCGCCCCAGCGCACCCUUGGCGGACCCCCCCCGCCCCAGCGCACCCUUGGCGGACCCCCCCCGCCCCAGCGCACCCUUGGCGGACCCCCCCGCGCCCCAGCGCACCCUUGGCGGACCCCCCCGCGCCCCAGCGCACCCUUGGCGGAACCCCCCCCGCCCCAGCGCACCCUUGGCGGAACCCCCCCCCGCCCCAGCGCACCCUUGGCAGACACCCUCCCACCCCAGCGCACCCUUGGCGGAAUCCCCCCCUCCCGCCCUAGCGCACCCUUGGCUGAACCCCUCCGCCCCAGCGCACCCUUGGCGGGGACCUCCCCACACACCCAGCGCACCCUUGCGCACCCUUGGCUGAACCCCACCCCCCGCCCCAGCGCACCCUUGGCGGGGACUCCCCUCCCCAGCGCACCCUUGGCGGAACCCCCCCCGCCCCAGCGCACCCUUGGCGGACCCCCCCCGCCCCAGCGCACCCUUGGCGGACCCCCCCGCGCCCCAGCGCACCCUUGGCGGACCCCCCCCGCCCUUGUGCACCCUUGGCGGAACCCCCCCCGCCCCAGCGCACCCUUGGCGGAACCCCCCCGCCCCAGCGCACCCUUGGCGGAACCCCCCCCGCCCCAGCGCACCCUUGGCGGACCCCCCCCGCCCCAGCGCACCCUUGGCGGACCCCCCCCGCCCCAGCGCACCCUUGGCGGACCCCCCCCGCCCCAGCGCACCCUUGGCGGACCCCCCCGCGCCCCAGCGCACCCUUGGCGGACCCCCCCGCGCCCCAGCGCACCCUUGGCGGAACCCCCCCCGCCCCAGCGCACCCUUGGCGGAACCCCCCCCCGCCCCAGCGCACCCUUGGCAGACACCCUCCCACCCCAGCGCACCCUUGGCGGAAUCCCCCCCUCCCGCCCUAGCGCACCCUUGGCUGAACCCCUCCGCCCCAGCGCACCCUUGGCGGGGACCUCCCCACACACCCAGCGCACCCUUGGCAGACCCCCCCCCCCGCGCCCCAGCGCACCCUUGGCGGGGACCCCUCCACACCCACCGCACCCUUGCGGACCCUUGGCUGACCCUUCGCGGAACCCCCCGACCCCAGCGCACCCUUGGCUGACACUUGGCGGAACCCCCCGCCCCAGCGCACCCUUGGCUGAACCCCACCCCCCGCCCCAGCGCACCCUUGGCGGGGACUCCCCUCCCCAGCGCACCCUUGGCGGACCACCCCCUCCUCACCGUCUCCCCGCUCGCCCACCUCCUGCUGCAGGAAGGAGUCGGGGAAGCACCUGGCUGUCUCCCGAGGCCUCCAUCCAGACCGACCCGGGCUCCGGUGUUUGUGCCUCGGAGAGUCCAGACCAGGAUGCUAAUCUCAUGUUUUCCCGGAUACUUCGUGUAUGUUUCUUGCUGCUUCAUACUGCUCACUAUACCAGACAUUGGAGAUAA